This is a messenger RNA of Gracilinanus agilis (Agile Gracile Mouse Opossum), 3633 nucleotides long. RefSeq names its product adaptor related protein complex 5 subunit zeta 1 (gene AP5Z1). Gene Ontology annotation, cellular component: AP-5 adaptor complex. The coding region runs from base 37 to 2457 and encodes 806 amino acids. The record is from RefSeq and is a predicted model, not a curated record. NCBI's taxonomy places the organism in Eukaryota, Metazoa, Chordata, Mammalia, Didelphimorphia, Didelphidae. The transcript is spliced from 17 exons.
UGGGCGGGGAGGUGGAUUUUUUUCACCGGCAACAGGAUGUUCACUGCGGGAACGGAGAGCUUCCUCCGCCAAGCGAGGGAGAUUCAGGAUGAGGAACUGAAGAAAUUCUGUGUGCGUAUAACGGGAUUGCUUCAGAAGGAAGACUUAGGAAAUGAGACCACUGACUGUUUGCAAAGACUUUUCCUCAUUGUCUCAGCCACAAAAUAUAGGAAACUUGAAAAGAAAUUUGUGGAACUAUUGCUAUCAGCAAUAGUUCCCAAAUCCCCUGAGCAGGUUCAGGUUCUCUGUGCUGCCAUCCUAAGAGAAAUAUCACCUUUCGAAGACUUGACAUUGUUUUAUGACCACAUCCAAAACACAAAGCUGUUAAGCCUGAUGUCAUCAGUCCUUUUGGCUCAGGGCAAUAAAAGGGAUGAGGUCAGAGAUGUGGGGCUUCGUGUUACAAAAAUCCUUGAAAGUCGACAGCCUGAGGGACAGAGUUUAAGAUACCUCCUGCCUGUCUUGUCAAAGGUCAUUACCCUCUCACCAAAAGUCUUCAAGGAAGACCAGAUAAAUCUCCUUAACAAGAGGCUUAUUGACUGGCUUCGUUAUGCAAGUAUCCAACAAGGAGUUGCACAGGUGUCUGGGGGCUUCUUCUCCAAUCCCCGGGCAAGACAGCCUGGCCCCAUCACUGAGGUGGAUGGUGCAGUUGCCACAGACUUCUUCACUGUACUUUCAGUGGGCCAGCACUACACUGAAGAUCAGUGGUUAAACAUGCAGGCCUUCUCUAUGCUGCGUAAAUGGUUACUAUAUAGCGGGAAUGAUGGAACAGAGAGUCCAGAUUCAGAUGAUAAAUCAGAGCUGGAGGGUUCUAUUAUGUCUAUGGUCUCUGCUACUUCCACCUCCAGUCGCUUACUUCCCCCAAAGGAACGCCUGCGAGAAAAUGCCUUUGAAUACUGCCAGAGACUCAUUGAGCAGAGUAAUCGGAGAGCCCUGAAGAAACCAGACUGUGAAUUGCAAAAGGCUUGUCUGGUUGAAGCUGUGAUUAUAUUGGAUCUACUCUGUAGGCAGGAUUCCUCCUUCAUGUACCGGACUCUGUCUUGCCUAAAGACUUUACAUGGCCGGCUUUGUGGAGACUUGGCUUAUGUUCAAGCCCUGUUGCCAGUCGCUCAGUUCUUCUUGAAUCACAGUGAAGCAGCAGCAGUUGAUUCAGAAGCAGUUUAUCAGCAUUUGUUUACCAACAUCCCUUCAGAGUUAUUCUAUAACUCAUUGCUGGCCUUUGAGUUCAUCCAGUUCUGCAGGGACAACAUUCACUUUUUCAGUGGAAACCUCAGCAUCUUCAAAUCAAGCUUCCCAAACCUCUUCAAGUUCUUGGCAUGGAAUAGUGCAUCCUUGAUCUCAGAAUUUGUGGAUAUCCUUCCUGUUUUCAUUGAUGCCAGCACAGCCAUUGAGAUGCUCCAUGUCCUUCUUGACUUGCCAUGUUUGACUGCUGCUCUAGACCUAUAUCUUAGGUCAUCAUUUCCUACAGCCGAGAAGCCUCUCUGGGAUCCCAGCGUAAAGCCCACCAGCUGUUUGGAUGGUUUUCGAGAUCCUCACCAUCAGGCUCUCUUUCAGUAUUUGCUGCGCCCAAAAGCCAAGGGCUUCAUAGAGGGGUUGGCUCCACUCCAUGAACUGCUGAAGCCCAUGGCUGGCUGUGCCCGAGUCAUACAGUGUGCAGAGACUGUCCCCAUUUUAAUACAGCUUUUCUUUACAGUGGUGACUGAGUUUGCAGAUGGAACAUUGAUAAACCAGCUGGCAGUGCUACUAUUGGAAAGAAGUGGUUUGCUCUUUGAUGUUCCACAGUUUAAAGCUGCUGUGCAUAGAGUAAUGAGUUCCCAGCUUCUGGUCCUGUGUAAGCUACACCCUUCUCUUGUGGUUGAACUGUCUAAGGAACUACUGGAGUUCACAGGAACCAUCCGCAAUAUCCACAGCAAAGAGAGCAUAUUCACCCAUGUGGUCUGGGCAGUUGGAGAAUACCUGUCUGUGCUCUAUGAUAGGCGGUGCACUGUGGAACUGAUCAACAAAUUCUUUGAAACCCUGGAAGCCUUGCUGUUUGAAAUUACCCAGUUUCGUCCCUCUGCCACACUUCCCAAAUGCUGCCCACGAGUAAUCACAGUUCUUAUGACCACUCUGACCAAACUAGCCUCUCGGAGCCAAGAUCUGAUUCCUAGGGUUUCCUUAUUCCUGUCCAAGAUGAGAUCUUUUGCUCAGAGUCCUGCCAUGACCUCUACAUAUAGUGAGGAGGACACAGAGACUAUCCUGACCAGGGCCACCGAGUUGAUGAACUUAUUGAAAAUGCCAAGUGUGGCUCAGUUUGUCCUGACACCAUCUGUAGAAGUGUCUAACCCACGGUAUCAUCUUGACACUAACACAUCCUUGCCUCUGGCCCUGAGGAUGGUCAGCCGGCUAGUUGAGAAAGAGGCUGGCCUCCUCUCGGGGUGAGGUGCUGACGUGAUCCAGCACAUGCUGGGGGACUCGAAUUUAGAGUGCUUCCAUGGGUUAGGCUUGUAUUAAGUGAAGCUCCUGAGCAUUAAUGAUGAGGUAAAUCCAACUGGAAGACAUAGGACAGAAAUGUGAUUGUGAGGAGGUACAUAUUAUGGCUCUUCCCUCUUGAGCCAUUCCAAUUCAUCUGGCUUUAUUUUACUUUUGAAAUCCUUUUAAGUAUUUUACUUAUAUGUCUUUUCCUAUUGUGACUACACUCGUGAGUUGUGCUAUUAUAAGAGACCCCAGUUUUGUGGUCUCCGUCCUAGGCCUGGUGAUCAGAAUGGCGCCAUAACUCACACUGGGGUUGGAGGUAGGAUUUGCUUACUUGUCUAGGGAAACACAUAGCAAGACAACAGGAACCGUGUACUCAGGGUUGUGUAAGCUAAGUCUAUUCCAGCUGGUGCCAGUGUAGAGAAGCCUGAUGUUGUCUCUUGGUUCUGGCACAAGUUUACUUUUUGUUCUCCGAGUAAAAAUCUGAUUUCUUUGCAAUUACUUUCUAAGCAUAUUAAAUAGUAGGUAUUUUAUUAUGUCCAUUUUUUCCACUUAAAUGUUUAAACAUUAAAUUCUUAGACAAAUUUGCACCAUUUAGUAUUGUUACUUGUCAUAAAUACAGAGAGAUGUACAAUAUUAACAAGAAUGAAGAAAUAAGUUUUUUGCUGGUGGCGACAAUCAAAAACAGGAUUUCUCAUCUACACACACACCCUCCACACCACCGUCAUUCCUAUUUACAAUACUGACACAUAUGAUUUCAAUAAACAAAAAGAUAAUCCCUUUUGGAGGGCUUAGUGUGUCGAUGAAGCAUCUCUGAAUAAAGGAAAAGAGGUAAUAGAGGUUUCUGCAUUUGCUGUAAUUAUAGGUUGAUCUGCCUGUCAAGCUAAAGGCCUCUUUGUUAGCCCACAGUAGAAUAACAAUCCUCAGGGUGCAGCCUGGCACUGAGAAGCUUUUGGAAACCCUGGAUUAGUUUGUCUCUCUUGCCCAAAGAGCCAUUCUCCAUGGUUCUCCUUUACAUUCUUUUAUUCACAAGCCAAAUUGGCUCACUUUGGUCCUCUAAGCCACUUGACUUUUGGCUAAAAAGUUCUAGAGAAGCAGAACCCUGGCCUCUCAGUCCUCAAAAAAGUAUGAAUGGAUUCCUAA